Molecule: messenger RNA, 1212 nt
Organism: Papaver somniferum (opium poppy)
Lineage: Eukaryota; Viridiplantae; Streptophyta; Magnoliopsida; Ranunculales; Papaveraceae
Exons: 4
Coding region: 1-1212 (403 amino acids)
Molecular function (GO): zinc ion binding
Source: RefSeq, a predicted model, not a curated record
AUGCCCGUAGAGGGAAAGAAGCAGUAUGGCGAUGACCUGAAGUCGUAUAGCGAUUUAACUUGGUAUGUCAAAGCAAUUGAAGAAAUUAUUCCCGAUAGCUAUGUGAAGUUUGAAGUUGAGGAUGGAACCAGUAUAUUUCAAAGGAUAUUCGUUUGUUUCGGUGCUUGCAAGCAUAGUUAUAUGUAUCUCAGGCCCAUGAUUUAUUUGGAUGCUAUUUUCCUUACUGGUAGAUACAAGGGUACUUUGAUGGUUGCAACAUGUGUCAAUGGAAACAAUGGUUUUUACCCAUUUUCUUUUGCUAUUGUUUCUUCUGAAAACAAAGAUAAUUGGUUUUGGUUUCUGGAGAAUCUUCAACAAGUUGUCGAUGGUCGUCAGAUUGUUUUCCUUAAUGAUCGUCACGAAGGACUUUUGCAGGGCAUUCCAAAAUAUUUUCCUAAUUCAUAUCACAGCUAUUACUUUUACCACAUCAAGUGCAAUCUCCCCAUCGGAUCAGGUGAUGCGAAUUCGAAGCCCGUUCUUGAUUUGUUUUACAAAGCUUCCUACUCUUACACACCAGCGAACUUCGAAGAAGCUUUAUAUAGUGCUCACUCUUCAACUCUUGCCGAGUCCUUCAACAACUGGGUUCUUCCUUUCAAAAAGUUGCAUGCUUUUGCUCUUCUCGAUGCGAUACGAUACUUUGUUAUGAAUAUGAUGUCCGAGAGAAGGAUAGAAGGUCUUGAAAAUUUCAACACUAGGCUCACUCCUGAAUAUGAGGCUUUACUAAAGGAAAACAUAGACAUUGGUCGUACUUGGAAUGUUGUUCAGUCAAUGGAAAGAUUGUAUGAAUUCAGGUCUCCUCGGACUCAUUUUGUAGAUCUAUUGCAGAAAACUUGUACAUGUCACAGGUGGCGAGUUAAUGGUUUUCCUUGUGCCCAUGCUUGUGCUGCCAUUCAAUCUACGAGAGAAGACAUCUAUUCAUUUGUUGAGCCAUACUUCACCACUGAAUGGUACAACAGGACAUACCAGGAGAUCAUCUUUCCAAUCCCCAAUUAUGACAAGCCGAAGUUUUAUGAUCCUAGUGAUAGGGUUAUUGUUCCUAUUCUUGUUCCUCCUCCUGGUAGACGAAGAACACAGCGUAUGAAGAGUUCUUGGGAGAAGCAAAAGAGGCCUAUGAUGUGCACAAAGUGCUUCACCCUUGGUCACCACAACAGAGCUAUCUUCCCCAUGAUUUGA